Molecule: messenger RNA, 2253 nt
Organism: Scleropages formosus (Asian bonytongue)
Lineage: Eukaryota; Metazoa; Chordata; Actinopteri; Osteoglossiformes; Osteoglossidae
Gene: msx2a
Product: muscle segment homeobox 2a
Exons: 2
Coding region: 132-884 (250 amino acids)
Biological process (GO): regulation of transcription by RNA polymerase II; embryonic morphogenesis
Cellular component (GO): nucleus
Molecular function (GO): DNA-binding transcription factor activity, RNA polymerase II-specific; RNA polymerase II transcription regulatory region sequence-specific DNA binding
Source: RefSeq, a predicted model, not a curated record
ACUUCACCGUUCCUGCGUCUCGAGGAGGCUAGCGGCCGCGCUCCUUCCGCGGGGGCUUCGGAGGAAUUUUCACGGUUUCCCUCCUCGCUUUCUUAGUUUCGAAAGAGUGUUUCGCUUUGGCUGCGAGGACUAUGUCUUCCGCGAGGAGUGCGAAGGACGGCUUGUCGCCGGACGGGGAGGAGGUGGGGACGCGCACGGUCCAGGUGUCCAGUCUGCCGUUCAGCGUCGAGGCGCUCAUGUCGGACAGGAAAACGCGCGGCGACGCGGCGGAGAGAAGCGAAGGGGAGCCGUUAGGGACCCCCAGGGGCCACGCCUCGCUCUCCUUCCCCAGAGACUCGUACAGCCCCGAGGUUUUCCCCAAGCAUUACGUGGAUGCUUCGCCCGUAAAGUCGGAGGCGUCGGAGCCGGAGGACUGUGCGCCUUGGGCGGCCAACCCGCCCUUCUCCCCGCCGCCCCGGCAGCUGAGCCCUAGCACUUGUCCCCUGAGGAAGCACAAAACCAACCGCAAGCCACGCACACCGUUCACCACCUCACAGCUGCUGGCCCUCGAGCGCAAGUUCCGGCAGAAACAGUACCUGUCCAUCGCCGAGCGGGCCGAGUUCUCCAGCUCCCUCAACCUCACUGAGACCCAGGUAAAGAUCUGGUUCCAGAACCGGAGGGCGAAGGCCAAGAGGCUGCAGGAGGCUGAACUGGAGAAGCUGAAGAUGGCCACCAAGCCCCUGUUGCACCCUAGCUUCACGCUACCCUUCCCCCUCAAUUCCCCUCUUCAGACGGCCGCCUCGCUCUAUGGACAGUCGUACCCUUUCCAUCGGCCCGUGUUGCCGGUCUCACCCGUUGGACUCUACGCCACACCCGUGGGCUACAGUGUGUACCACCUUUCAUGAACGUGGACUCGCUUUUGGAGGAAUGUCAUGGAGCUUUUGACCUUCAAAACAUCUCCUUCACCUGAAGACAGUCUUCAUGUUUCUGUAUGCAUGAUAUAAAUACAAAACGCAGAAGGCGGGUACGAUGCAGCUGGACAGCCUCAGUUUGUGUCAAACAUCAAAUAACUUGUCAAGGAAUUAAGCUUUGCGUUUACAUCCAUGCGGGAUACGUCUUUAGUUGCUCAAGAAAAAACACGAUGCUGCACAACCUACAGGACAUGCCUUCUACAGAAACCUGUAUGGUUAUACAGCAGAGGUCUGCUCUUUUGAGCUUACGGGACCUUGAGGAUUAAUAACUGAGAUUUGGACAUAUAUUGGUUCGUUUGUAGAUCUUUCCUCCGUAUAUCCACUUUCUCUGUCUUUCACAGUUGUCAUAUUUAAACUCUUGUUUGCACUUCUACACCAGUUAGAGCCAGUGCAGAUCUUUUUUUUUUUUUUUUUUUUAAACCUGUCAACAUUGUCAUACUUUAGAGGUCUUUAGUCACUAUACAGGUGAGUGUUUGUUUGACCGCUGCUUCUGUAAGUCGUAAACCCGUCAAUCCGAACAACCUAAUCAUGUGUUUAAUGGUAAUGUAUCUGGCAGCAAAUCAAAUUUUUCCAACAAUCAGUUGAGCAUAACCAAAACAUGAAAGAUAUUGUGGUAAUAAUAUUUAUUAAAUUCAGUUAUUGGUUUUCACUUCCUUUUUCUUUACACAAUAGGUGUAGCAUGUUAAAUUAGGUUUCAUAUUUUCCUAGAUUAUUAGGCGCACACAUCUCUUCUCAGCACUUACUGUACCGGCAAGUUUUUUGCAGUCUAGAAGUAAGGCUCAUCAGGUUAAACUGCUAUGACUGUUGCGGAAAAUGUAAGUGAAAUGUUUUGUAUUUAUGGAAUGCAGCUCAAACGUGGAAAUAGUAAAAAUUAUGAGAUCAGUUGUAGUGUCAAGUUCCUUCGAAAGGAACUGUGCUGUACAGUUUUAUAGAUAUUAUUAAAGAAUCAUCUCUUUCCUGCUUGACAUUAAAUUAAAAAUAUUUCUAACCAUUUUAUUAAUUCUGUCCUUCUUUGUUUCAGAGCCACUGUGUAUUUAAGUAGCUGUGUGAGGCUGUCACAGCACGUAGUCUGCUGUCUGAAGUUUGAGACAUGGUUCCCUGUAAAGAAAUGAAAGUAAUUUAGCUGGGAGCCAUAGCUCUCCUUCAUGCGUGGAUUUACAGCCUUCAGUGGCAAGGAUGCUGCGCUAAAUCACAGUAACUACAUUCCUGUGUUGUUUUCAAUAAAUUUCCCUGGGCAUAGAACAACAAAAAGUCACUGAGUCUUGCCUGCGUGCUGAGCCCUGGCCACAAUGCCCCUUUUCUU